CAGACAAUAAAAGAAAAAUUUGCAAAGAACACGGCAGCACCCAUUGCAAAAAAAAGUAUCAAAAGUGCUUUAUACACAUUUUUUCGCUCACCUAGUUCCUGUGAAAAGUGUGAAUCAUUCUGAUUUUAUCGAUAAGUUUAGUGAUUCAGCCAUCUGAGUAUUGUUGUCAUGGAAAACAUCAAUUCGCAGCUGGCACAUCUUUCUAUGAGGUCAGUGAGUGAUCCUCAAAAACAGCAACAAGCUCAAGGACAAAACAAGGCGGACUCACAACUAGAUGACCAGUUUCGUCCUCUUCCUGAUAGUGGACCAAAUGGUGUAAUUGUACCCGGAAUGGUAAUGAUGGGUAAGAAAGGGCCAGCAGUACCACCAAAACCGUCUAAAAAACCAGCUCCGUCCACUGUUCCGCCACAAGUUCCGAAAAGUUCUCAUGUUAAGCAGUAUUGUGAACCAUCUUAUUCUACAUUGCUGCAGGGACAAGCAGGGCAUGGGGGCGUAGAAGAACAUCCUUAUACUAACACCAACUUUGGCACUGGUGGGAUUGGGAAAAUGGUGGCUAGAAAAAUAACUUUGGACAACGCAGUUGAACUUCAGCAGCAGAAAGAAGCACUGGAGCACCACAAGCGAAUGAUGAAUGCCAAAACGCAAAGAGGCCAGGCAGACGGAGCAGUGUAUGAAAAUACUGCUACACGAUUUUACGAAGGAGAUGUAACAUAUGCCAAUAUCUCCGGCGGUCAGAAGAAUGGUGACGGAUUGAUUUACAGCAACAUCGUCCAUAAUAAUGGAACUAAACCAUUUACACAGAGACAGAUUUCGGAUGAACUUCCUCCUCCACCUGUUCAAGACGUGCAAGCGCCAUUAACAUUGAAUGAAUUAACAUUGGAAGAUAACGAUGACGAAUUCCCACCUCCACCGAGUCCGGUAAGUUCUUCGUAUAGUGAAUUGAGAAGAGCGACUGAUUUGCCUCCGAUGAGUCGCCAGCCACAGCCUACCUAUAACAUGGUUGGUCCUGGUGCCGGUGGUCAAACGUACAGUAACAUUUCUCAAAACAAUCAGAUUUAUGCCAAUAACAUGCAUCAUCACUCGCUAUAUGGUACCUAUGGGAUGGGCUCGCAAGGAUCCACUUAUGAGUCAAUAUAUGAACCCAUCAAUCCACGUCCCACCAGCCAAAUGUCCGGAAGAUCAAACUAUUCUCUGUACACACCGUACGUAAACUCUCGUGGAAUCAAUAGUCCGAACGAUAGCUUAAUCACUAGUGCUUCUAACCAGCAUCAUCGUAAUCACCCACAGAAAGAAUCGGAAGUGGAUACACUCACUGAUUUACUCGUUCAAUCGAUGGAUAAUGUAUCUGAUCCUGACACUUACGGCACAUGUGUAAAAUGCGGAGAUCGCGUUGUUGGGGAAAACAAUGGUUGUACAGCAAUGGAUCAAAUUUACCAUAUAGCAUGUUUCACUUGCCAGCAAUGCCAAAUUAAUCUUCAGGGUAAGCCUUUCUACGCUUUGGAUGGCAAUCCUUACUGCGAGGAAGACUACUUGAAUACAUUGGAAAAAUGCUCUGUCUGUUUGAAACCUAUUCUGGAGCGAAUUCUUAGAGCUACAGGAAAACCGUAUCAUCCGCAAUGCUUCACUUGCAUCGUUUGUGGCAAAUCAUUGGACGGUAUUCCUUUUACCGUUGAUGCAACCAAUCAAAUUCAUUGUAUUGAGGACUUCCACAAAAAGUUCGCGCCAAGAUGUUGCGUUUGCAGUAAUCCGAUUAUGCCAGAACCAGGCCAGGAUGAGACAAUUCGUGUGGUGGCUUUGGACCGUAGCUUCCAUAUCAAUUGUUAUAAGUGUGAGGAUUGUGGAUUGCUGCUGUCAUCGGAGGCAGAAGGGCGCGGUUGCUACCCAUUGGAUGACCACAUAUACUGCAAAAGUUGCAACGCCAAGAGGGUUCAGGCUUUGACCAGCCAUAUGACGACGGAGCUGUAAAUUGAAAACGGAGACCAUCCGACCACCUUUGGCCGGAUACAGGUGUCAUCACUGCCGUUUCUAGAUGCUAGAAGGGCAGCUUAAUCCACUAAAAGCGAUUUCACAUUCUCAAGUGAAUUAGUCAGUUUGUCACUCAGAUAAGAAUAAUCGUGGUAGAAAUUAGGUAAAUAAAAAUGACGAAACAAUGUUGUUAUCAUUCCGGCUGUUGAUAUAGUUAUAGGUUGAUUGAGUCGAUAAAGAUCCACUGAAACUUUUUAUUCAAUCUCGUGGUAUAGAUGCACAAUUUAUUCUAUUAUAGCACAUUUAAUUAUCAUUUUAAAAAUAUUUCAGAUGCAUUUAAAAAUAAAACUAUCUUCAGCAUAUUCCUUCCUAGUUGUAAUUGUGCAGACAAGCAUUCCAACACUGACGAUGUUAAUUAGGUGAAUGAAACGAAAUGAUAAGAAAAGUACAUUAUGGAUACAAUGAACAUUGCCAAUACUAUAUAAGGGUUUGAAUUUAUGCUAUUUCUUAUUAAUAAAGGGGUAUAAAAGAAUUAUAUAACUAUUGCAUUUUUAAAGUAGUGACAAUUUGGAGAAAUCCAAGGAAAUUCAAAUAUAAAUAGAUUAGAAUAGUUGUGUGUAAUUACUGGAAAUAUAAUAUUCAAUAAAAGGUGUACAUAAAA
This is a messenger RNA of Armigeres subalbatus, 2626 nucleotides long. RefSeq names its product lipoma-preferred partner homolog. The transcript has a single exon. Gene Ontology annotation, cellular component: focal adhesion; stress fiber. The record is from RefSeq and is a predicted model, not a curated record. NCBI's taxonomy places the organism in Eukaryota, Metazoa, Arthropoda, Insecta, Diptera, Culicidae. The coding region runs from base 169 to 1965 and encodes 598 amino acids. Gene Ontology annotation, biological process: cell-cell adhesion.